AUGAAAAGUAAAUAAGAUAACUAAUAUCAUGAUAAUUUUAGAAUUAAAAAUGCUGUUGGAAAUUUGAUAAAUUAACUCAGAUUUGGAUUUUUCAUUACAUAUCUCAAUAAAAGCUAUUUGAAAUUAAUGAUUAGUGGUUUUAUUCCAUUUUAAUUGUUUGUUUACAAUGGUCAAGUAGAAGGAAAAUCAUUAGCUAUUUCAGCAAUUAUAAUUAUCCUUACAAUUUUACUACCUGCAAUUAUUUAUAUGGGUCUGAAGGAAAACAAAUCAAAUUUAGAUCAGGAAAUAUUCAAGUUCAUGCUAGUUUAGCUCUGA
This is a messenger RNA of Stylonychia lemnae, 315 nucleotides long. The record is from the annotation of a GenBank genome assembly. NCBI's taxonomy places the organism in Eukaryota, Ciliophora, Spirotrichea, Sporadotrichida, Oxytrichidae.